Aspergillus sclerotioniger CBS 115572 is the source of this 1338-nucleotide messenger RNA. RefSeq lists its product as uncharacterized. The record is from RefSeq and is a predicted model, not a curated record. Lineage: Eukaryota; Fungi; Ascomycota; Eurotiomycetes; Eurotiales; Aspergillaceae. Bases 1 to 1338 code for a protein of 445 amino acids. The transcript has 2 exons.
AUGCAACCCACCCACUAUGACCUCCUGGGUCAGGUGCACGACGACCCUCGCGCGGUCGGGCGACUGACGCGAGACGCCCAUCAGCCGCCGCGCGAUGCUUCCACUCUUCAGCAGUCCCGGUCGCCUGCUGCUGCUGCGCCCACGAGAUCCGAAGGUGCGUCAUCCUGUACCAACGACGAUAUCAUUACCACGGGCCUCCGCGUCCAGCAGCACGAAGCCGAUCAGUACCAUCGUAGCCGACGACGCCGUCUGCAACGGUUGGCUGCAGUCACCACCGCCCAGGCCGACUACUCGUCCCGCGAACAAAGCAGUAGUCAGGAUGAAUACGAGGAGAGCGAGAGCGAGUCAGACCACAUUCUCAGCAGUUCGAACGAGGACAUGGUCCGUCAACCCAUGGGAACCCCUUUCUUGCCGGGGCCGGGUCCAUCUUCAUCUCCCUCGGACGAUGCGUCGAGCGACGAGGAUGAUGACGACAACUCGACUGCGUUAGGAAUGCGCAGGAACUCGGCUCCCUUUGUCCCUCAACCCAACGUCUUCUCCCAUCCACCUGCAUCCCAGAACCCCUCCUGGACCAGGCCAACUGAUAGACACCGUCCUCAGCCCAGUGAGGUGUCCAACUCCAGCCGUCGGACGGCGAUCCGACGCAACUCUCAAGCUAGCAUACGCUCUGCCCGGCGAUCUUCCCAACAACACAGUCCUUUCAACAUGAUCUCGCCAUCACACCAUGCCGAUCACGAUGCCGCGCUGCGUGCCAGUCUGUCCACAUUGCUCUCCUGUGCCGCUGCAGCUCGAGGUCUGCCAAAAUCUGAUCCUCCACCAUCGCAGCCCGGUCCAUCACGGGGCCACCCAGCGUCUUUCCGACUAGUAUCCGAGUCGGUUGCAAUGGGAGAGGAAGUGUGCGAGGAAGUAGGGACGGUGGAAACGAACCCCACCCGUGCCCCGCGGCUGGGACCCACUCCAGCAUACUCGCCGCGCACCGUCCCCUCGGCACCUCGAGCCAAGCGGCGGUCCAGUCCUUCCAAAGAACGCAGCCACUCGUCCGCAAAGAAGACCCGUCGCGCCAGCAUUGCGGACGCUGCCACAAGUCCUACCGUCAUGACCUGGGUGAUCAGCGCUGGAGUCGUCGUCUUGUUUUCAGCCAUCAGCUUCUCCGCCGGAUACGUACUGGGCCGUGAAGUCGGCCGCCUGGAGGCUAACGGUACAGGCAUCGGAUCCGUGAUGGGCGACAGCGGCGUCCCGGGCAGAGCCACAGCGGGUUGCGGUCAAGAAGCGGUCCAGGGCGGACUGAAGCGACUUCGCUGGGGAUCAGGGCCCUCGGGAUCGGGCAUCAUUGCAUGA